AUGCUCUUCACUCCUCAAAUCCGCACCAUCUCACGACCUUUGAUCCGACAGAUACCCAUCUUCAAACAAACUUCCACCAGAAUGUCUUCUACCAACCAGCACGGCCAGGGCGCUUCCCACGCCACCGGACAGAGCGCUGUUCCCGGCAAGAUCCAAGAGGCUGCCCCAAAGGGCCUUGAGGAGUCCCUCCCCGAGAGCGUUCACCCCACUGGCAGCAACCCAAACAGCCAGUCCACAAGCAAGACCCACGCUCUCAACGACGGCGAAGACUCCAUCGUUCCCAAGAAGAUUCAGGAAAUCGUUCCCGAGUCUGUCGAGAAGGCCCUCCCCAACGCCAUCCACAACACUGGCAACAAGUAG
Molecule: messenger RNA, 360 nt
Organism: Bipolaris oryzae ATCC 44560
Lineage: Eukaryota; Fungi; Ascomycota; Dothideomycetes; Pleosporales; Pleosporaceae
Exons: 3
Coding region: 1-360 (119 amino acids)
Source: RefSeq, a predicted model, not a curated record